AUGUCACGAGGUGACGAUGAUACAUUUCAAGAAUUCCCUUACGACCUCAAACAACAAGUAGCCAAGCAGGUCCCCGACCACAAAGUCGAGUCAGUCGUCUACCCCAAGUAUGAGACGAAAGGCGAGCUUGAGCAAGCCACCGAAUCCUUUCUGGAAUGGUAA
Messenger RNA from Verticillium alfalfae VaMs.102, 162 nucleotides. RefSeq lists its product as hypothetical. The record is from RefSeq and is a predicted model, not a curated record. NCBI's taxonomy places the organism in Eukaryota, Fungi, Ascomycota, Sordariomycetes, Glomerellales, Plectosphaerellaceae. The transcript is spliced from 3 exons. Bases 1 to 162 code for a protein of 53 amino acids.